CCUCUUCAAUUAACUGCGGGACAUGCGCGCGGGAAGUGCAGCGGAAGUCAAACACAACAGUUUUCAACUCAGUUGAACACCUUUAAACAUACUCGAAUCUUUCGUUGCUGGUUGUUACGAUGGAAGAAAACGGCUUAGAGAUCUCAACUAUCGAGAUGCACACUGGAGGGGAACCACUGAGAAUAAUCGCCUCUGGUUUCCCUGAGAUUAAAGGAGACACCAUUCUAGACAAAAGACGGUACGUUCGAGAAAACCUUGAUCAUCUUCGCAAGCUCUUGAUGUUUGAACCUCGCGGACAUUAUGACAUGUAUGGCGCUGUGAUCGUCCAACCACACAGCGAAAUGGCCGAUUUAGGGGUGAUUUUCAUGCAUAACGAAGGAUACAGCACCAUGUGUGGGCACGCUGUCAUAGCACUCGGUCGCUACGCUGUCGACUCGGGCCUCCUCACUACGGACGUAUCGCGCUCGAGUGUGGGUGAAGUACCUGUCUUCAUCGAGUGUCCUUGCGGCGUGGUAAAAGCCCUGGUCGAUAUAGAAGAAGGCAAAUCGGGCCGUGUUCGUUUUGUUUCUGUUCCAGCUUUUGCUUUUGGACUUGAUGUGGAGAUAAACACGGAGAAGUUUGGCCAAGUAAAAGUUGACAUUGGAUUUGGGGGAGCGUUCUACGCCAUAGUCCCCGCGCAUCGUUUGGGUGUUGAUGUGCGUUCGUCGCGACUCGCUGAUAUUGUGGAAGCUGCUAAUGCGAUUACCAACGCGGGGAAAAGUCAAAUAAAGCUGCACCACCCAGACAGUGAGGAACUAGCUUUUCUUUAUGGUACUAUCAUUACCGAUGGCAAAGAUAUGUUUAAUAGCGACUCACAAGAAGCAACAGCGAAUGUAUGUGUCUUUGCGGACAGUGAGGUGAGAAUAUUUCCUAUAUUUUUCGUUCUUACUGAUUUCUUUCGAUGUAAACAGCGUAGGGGCAAUCGGUUAGGGAACUUGGAAAUACUUUAUUUUUGUAUUCAUUUGGUAUCUGACUUUGUGAUCGAAGAAUAUCUUUAGCUGGCAUUAUUAAUUUUUGCGCAAUUGUUUGCGCUUUCUCAGCUCGAGGAAGUAACCCACGAUCCCUCUCUGUCUAAUAUUUCCCCGCGCUCGAAACAUCAUUAGGAUAAAUAAACAGAAAAAUGCAAGGAAUGAGAGUUGCGAGAUCUACUUUGUCUGCAACGGCAAAUGCUCAGAGUGAUCAUGCAAAAAAAGAUUGGUUUCAGAAAAGUACACUUGUGAUCAGAGUAUAAAUUAUAAAUUAAUUUCUGUACUUUGUGUGUUCGAACUUCACUUUGAAAAUCUUUGGUACACAUAUGUAUGUGUAGUGCAGUACAUGGUUCCAUUUUCUAAAAGAAUCCUAAUCGCCUGAUCGUUUUUCUGCUCUGCUCGAUAUGUUCGAGUACUUAAGCUGUCAAACGAAAUCUGUCAUCUCUGGUGGCUUCUUCUGAGGGCAGGUGUCACCGGUUUUAAAAUUUGGGUUCUCAUCGUCAGUGAAAACCAUUUUAGGGUUCAUUUACAUAUGGCAAGUUACUCCCAGAUCAUUUAGUGAAAUGCAUAAUUUAUUCAUUUUGCGGGCAGGUGAUUUUAUUUAUUGAAAUAAUUGCUUGGGAGGAAAUCAUUAUCUUAUUCAGCCAGUCAAGUCGUAGCAAUCAAUUAGUUUGGCUUCACAAUUAAAUAUCACUUCUUUUGUAAUUUCCCUUAUUUCUGUGAAAAUUUGACAGCUUAAAACUAAAAAGUGGAUUAAUUAUGAGUAAAUAUUUUACGUUUGAACGGGAUAAGAUUGCUUUCUCAAGUAAAAGUCUUAAAAAGGAGAUCUUCAGAUAACUUUUUCCUUGUUUUGAAGUGAUGUAUUACUGUGGUUUGGGUAAAAAUUUAAAUCAAUUGUGGUUUACCUGUUAUUUUUUCUUUUAUUUUCUCAUGUUACGUGAUUGUAAUAGGAUAAGUUUUACCUCAAAUCAGUUGUGUUGAAGGGUGGAGUGGGAGGGGGGGUUUGUGACUGGUUCCUCUGAGGUGCACUGGUUGCUGGUUGCAUAGUGAACCAACAAACCUUUAAUAUUAUAUAGUGGACAAUCGUUCUAUGAGUGCAUAUUGGAUUUUAAAUGAUAGAUAGCUAAGCCAGGUUGGUAAUAAUAGAUUCUCAUAUCCAACAAGCGGGAGUCGAAUAAAAGUUUUAUUAAAAGUAAUAAAAUAAUAAUUUUAAUGUAUGUUGUAUGAUAAAACAUGUUUUAUGCUGAUGUUACCUGGAAGUAAGAAAUUAUAAAAACUUUUGUCUUUACUCACUCUGGGUACAGAUAAAACUGUUGUUGCUGUUUCUGUAUAAUAAAUUUGCAGUAUUAGGUGCUACAAUUACAAAGACAUGAUACAUAAUUAUGUUGAGACUAUGUAGCACAAUGAAUAAUUAUUAUAGUUGUGUGGUUGCAUGGAUAGAGUGAGGUUUACCCAGAGUGAAGGCAACAAGGAAAAUUAAUAGGACCAAAAUUAGGGGCCAUUUAAUGAACAAUUAUUUCAUGAGUGCUUGUGGGAUAUAAGAUGGUAAAUAGCCAACAAUGCAUAUAGCACCAAGUUUGCUAUGACUUAUCUCAUAUCCAACAAGUGCAAAUGGUAUAAUUGCUCUUUUGAAUUUCAGUCAAUCCUGAACUUUGGACAUUUGGAGCUUUUUUUUGGCUCCACAACAGUUGGCAUAAUGCUUUCCAUGAAAGGUGACUUUGAAUAUGAGGUGAUAACCAGAGUUGAGUGAAACAAUCAGAAGAAUAGAAUUGCAAUAAUCAGCCUGGAGGGUUAAAAAUUUAGUAAUUAACAAUUAUAAUACUGUUCCAUAAAAUAAGUUUUCUUUGUGGAGUAAACUUGCAAAAAUUUUGUUUUGUAGGUUGACAGGAGUCCGACAGGAUCAGGAGUGACAGCACGUAUUGCAGUGCAGUAUGCACGUCAACAAAUUGGCUUGCAUGAGAUGCGUGUGUUUGAGCAAGGUCUGGUUGGUUCACAGUUCACUGGUCAGGCUGUGAAGGAAACUAAGGUUGGGGACUUUGAUGCUGUUCACGUAGAAGUUGCAGGCAAUGCAUAUUACACUGGGAAAUGCACAUUCACUGUAGAAAAGGAUGAUCCUUUUAGAGAUGGAUUUCUUCUUAAAUAG
Pocillopora meandrina is the source of this 3150-nucleotide messenger RNA. The record is from the annotation of a GenBank genome assembly. Lineage: Eukaryota; Metazoa; Cnidaria; Anthozoa; Scleractinia; Pocilloporidae.